ACACAUGUUUCUCUAUGAUUAAGACAUCCAAAAUAACCCAAACCCAACCCCCCCCCUCUUUCAAUUUAAGGGGUAGAAACUACCAACACCAUUUUUUUGAGGUUAAAAGGUCAGGGAGAAUGAAUAGUCAUUUUCAUGGAGUCUAGAUCUUUCUCCUUAUACUAGCCUUUCUCAGUAUAUAAAUAUACCUCCUCCAUUUAUCACUUCCAAACUGAAGUAAUAAAAACUACUGACAUCUGUCCAACCUGUCCAGCCUCCCCCCUUUCCUUUCCCAGAAAAGAGUCUAGAAGCUCUAAAAGAAGAUGGCUGAAGCACACCAUUUGGACAUAUGGGAAGGCUAUGUAGAUUGGAGGAACAGACCUGCCAUAAAAGGCUGUCAUGGCGGCAUGCUUGCUGCUUCCUUUGUCUUAGUGGUGGAGAUACUGGAGAACCUGGCUUUCCUGGCCAAUGCAAGCAACCUUGUGCUAUACCUGUCUAAAUUCAUGCAUUUUUCUCCAUCCACUUCUGCCAACAUUGUAACCAAUUUCAUGGGCACCGCCUUCCUCCUUGCUCUCCUUGGUGGCUUUCUAGCUGAUGCUUACUUCACCACCUAUUGCAUCUAUUUGAUAAGUGCUGCCAUAGAAUUCAUGGGGUUACUGAUUCUCACAAUCCAAGCUCAGAUACCAUCACUAAGGCCACCAACCUGCCUUUCAGUGAGCACCAACAGUCCAUGCCAGGAAGUUCAUGGUGGGAAAACAGUGAUGUUAUUUGCAGGCCUCUAUCUGGUGGCACUUGGAGUUGGAGGAAUAAAAGGUUCUCUUCCCCCACACGGGGCUCAGCAGUUUGAUGAGACAACCCAACAAGGCCGGAAGCAGAGAUCUGCAUUCUUCAACUACUAUGUCUUCUGUCUCUCUUGUGGGGCUCUUGUUGCAGUCACGUUUGUGGUAUGGAUUGAAGACAAUAAAGGCUGGCAAUGGGGCUUUGGGAUUUCCACUGCAACAAUACUGAUCUCCAUCCCACUCUUCCUCCUAGGCUCUCCUAAAUACAGGACCAAAAUUCCUGCAGGAAGUCCAAUUACAACUAUGUUUAAGGUUAUUACUGCAGCAAUUUGCAAUGCCUGCAAAGCUAGAAAUCCUAGCAAUGCUGUCACCAACAUGGCCAUAACCCCAUCUUAUACAAAUGACCCUAGUGAGAGAGAAGAAAAGAUAAGUCAAACUCCAUCUGAGAGCCUCAAGUUCCUUAACAGAGCAGUGACUAUUAGACCAGUCCAUCCAAUGCUAAAAUGUACUGUAAAGCAAGUCGAAGAGGUGAAGAUAGUGUUAAAAAUUCUCCCUAUCCUUAUGUCUACCAUAAUGCUAAACUGCUGCCUAGCUCAACUCUCCACAUUCUCAGUGCAACAAGCAGCCACCAUGAAUACUCAGCUCGGUUCCUUUAAGGUUCCACCGGCUUCUCUCCCUGUCUUCCCUGUCCUCUUCAUCAUGAUCCUUGUCCCGGUUUAUAACCUUGCAAUCAUUCCAUUCGCAAGAAAAAUAACCAAAACUGAAAUGGGGAUCACUCAUCUACAGAGAAUUGGGAUUGGAAUAAUUCUUUCAGUCAUUGCCAUGGCAGUGGCUGCUGUGGUGGAAAUGAAGCGAAAGAACGUAGCAGCUAAAUAUGGACAACUAGACUCUGCUGAACCUCUGCCCAUCACAUUCCUUUGGGUGGCUUUACAGUACUUGUUCCUUGGCUCAGCUGACCUUUUCACAUUGGCUGGAAUGAUGGAAUUCUUCUUCACAGAAGCUCCAAUGAGCAUGAGAUCUUUGGCCACAGCUCUCUCUUGGGCAUCUCUAGCCAUGGGAUAUUAUCUUAGCUCAGUGCUUGUGUCCAUCGUCAACGAUGUCACCGGGGCGUAUAGGCACACACCAUGGCUAUUUGGCGACAACUUGAAUCAUUAUCACCUUGAGAGGUUUUACUGGUUGAUGUGUGUCUUAAGUGGAUUGAACUUUUUGUACUAUCUCUUAUGGGCCAGCCGCUACAAAUACAGAUCAACAGGAUCUGAUUUCAAGGAAAAUCAAAACCCAACAACCCUCUAAGAAUUAAACAGAGGUCAACCUUUCCCUUCCUUUCCAAGAAUCACCCGAUCAUAUGCCCAUUCCAUUUAAUAUAUAUGAAUAUAUGUGUGUGUUUGGAACCAA
Prunus persica (peach) is the source of this 2153-nucleotide messenger RNA. Its product is annotated as protein NRT1/ PTR FAMILY 4.6. Gene Ontology annotation, molecular function: transmembrane transporter activity. Gene Ontology annotation, biological process: transmembrane transport. The record is from RefSeq and is a predicted model, not a curated record. Gene Ontology annotation, cellular component: membrane. The transcript is spliced from 5 exons. Bases 303 to 2051 code for a protein of 582 amino acids. Lineage: Eukaryota; Viridiplantae; Streptophyta; Magnoliopsida; Rosales; Rosaceae.